Salpingoeca rosetta is the source of this 2852-nucleotide messenger RNA. RefSeq names its product TKL protein kinase. Gene Ontology annotation, molecular function: protein kinase activity; ATP binding. Lineage: Eukaryota; Choanoflagellata; Craspedida; Salpingoecidae. The transcript is spliced from 11 exons. The record is from RefSeq and is a predicted model, not a curated record. Bases 1 to 2757 code for a protein of 918 amino acids. Gene Ontology annotation, biological process: protein phosphorylation.
AUGGACGAAGUGGAUGUGCGGACAGCAGUUGGGGCGGCUUUGACGGCCGUGGUGGGGGUGUCUCUUCUGUGGCUGAUGUUUCUGUUGGGGCGCAGAAAGUCGCGUGAGCAGUUCCAGCACAUCACCACCAACCACCCAUCAUCACUUCUUCUUGACAGUGUUGUGGCACUCACACAGACACAGGGCAGUCAUGAUACUGUGGAUGAGGACGCGAGUGAUGGUGAAGCAGUGCGGUGGAGGUGGUGGCAGCGGCAGGACAACCAGCUGGACGUGAUGGAGCAGUUGAUGCAAGAGGCAGGCUUGCAACAUCACAUCAAGGAACUCCUUCGAUCUAUCGCAUGCGAUGAACCUGCGAGAGAUAUAGAGCUGAUCGGAACGACAUUGGGAACCAAAGGCGCACAAAGCUUGGCAAUUGCAUUCGACAGGAGAAACAACAAAAACAUCGAGGUUCUGAGGUUGUACGAUAACCUGAUUGGAUCUGAGGACUGCGUCCUGUUGGCUGACGCCUUGCAAGGAUACACUGAUCUACGAGAGCUGCACAUUGGGAACAACCCGAUUGGACCUCAAGGCUGUCAAGCGUUGGCGACGGCUCUGCGUGGCCACUCAGAACUGCAGGAGCUUCUGCUGAUCAACGUUGGCGUUCCUGCUGCCCACGCAGUUGGUGCAGGGUGGCCAGAAGCACGGGACGUGCAGUGGUACAUGUCGGAGGAACGAGAAUUGACACGCGGCGUUGAACGGGAAGAGCAAGGCGACCAGCUCGCAGGACAUGCAGGUGCUAUGAGCACGAAGGAAGAAACAAUCAGGCGGCUCCGUGACCAGCUCGCAGAGCAUGUAGAUGCUAUGAGAACGAAGGAAGAAACAAUCACACAGCUCAAGUCCCUCUUCAAUCUCGACCUGAAUCCAGCCCGCUUCGAGGAGAAGAAACGCGCAAAAGACCACGAAGGCAAGCCCAUCAAGGGCGCAUUUGGCAAGCUAUAUCGCAGCACGUUUGCUGGGCACGACGUGGCGCUGAAGGAAGUUGACGAUGUUGAAGAACGACCACGACUGCAGCACCUGCUGGAAGCAAUGAGCGACACAGCAACUUCAACAUCAACAGCGGCACAGUCGCGUGUACCUGACAAGCGUGUGCUGAGAGAGGUGGCCGUCCUUGCCUCACUUCGCCAUCCAAACAUCGUGUCUUUUCUCGGGCUGUGUCAUGACAGCGAUCGCAGCACGCUUGCCUUCGUGCUGAGCUGGGCAGAGAACGGGUCCCUGUACGACUACAUCCACGUGCACAAGAAACACAUCAGCAACGUCGAGAAGCUGCGCAUCUUGAGCGAGGUGGCGGCUGCGAUGGAGUUCCUGCACGCCCACGACGUCGUGCACCGCGACCUCAAGUCGCCCAACGUGCUGCUGGACGCAUCGCUCUCCGCCAAGGUGGCGGAUUUCGGCCUGAGCGCGUUCGUGCCAGAGAAUGCGUCUGUGGUGUCGAAGGUGGUCGGCACACCGCUGUGGGCAUCACCGGAGCAGUUGUUGGAGCAGCCAUUGCGAGCUGACACGGACGUGUUCUCAUUUGGCUGCAUUAUGUGGGAGGUGUGGUUUAACACCAAACCUUGGCACCACGGGGAGUACAGCGGGGAAUGCAUAUCCGGACGAACGCUUGGCGACAAGUACAAGGCUCAGGAGUACCUGCCGCUUGAUGUUGAGGAGGGGCGGAAAAUGGAAGGCGCAUUUAAGGCGCUGCUCCGUGGGUGCUUCCAGUCGAGCGGCAAUCGUGUUGGGUUCUAUGCGGUGUGGAAGUUUCCACAGCAGCUGCUGGCCGCGGUGCAAGCGACGGAGCUGUCGACGCGCCAAUCCGUCCACAUUGCACCACUUCAACCUGACGAGGACGCCGUCAUUGAGCUCCUCCGCGCCGCUGGUGGCCGCACUGCUGCUGAGCCAAAUCCGCUUUGCCCUUUCGGCCGCAUGUUGUGUCGCGUCGCCAUCACGUGGUGCGAGCAGAAGCUCGUCGCCUUCAACGGCGCCCUGCACCGCAACAACACCCGCUAUCGUGGCCACCUCACCAGCGCCGGCCACCCGUUUGCGCCCAAAUACGCCCACGACACGUUGACGGGCCAGGCAACAGAUGCCGAGGAGCGGGCGGUGCUGGAGCGCGUCACCCGUUCUGGCCGUCCUGGCGUUUACAACGUGCUUGACACGUCGCGCCUGUACAACAUGCUUGACGCGAACUGCGUGGACAAAGAUCCGCCCAUUCGCCUCCAGCGCGUGUUCCAUGGUGUGAGAUCCCUUGAGGCCGUUGUUGGCAUCCUGGGCGGUGACUUUGCACAACUGCAGACCCAAGGUGCGAAGUUUGGUGCGGGCUGUUACUUCACGCCAGACCUUGACUACGCCCUCGCUUACACUUCGCGCUGCCGGCCCAGCCACUCUUCUCCACCUGAACUGCACUGCCUCAAGCUUGAGCCAGGCAAAGCCUACCGCGUUGUUCUGGCGUGCGAUGUCAUGUACGGCAACCCGUACCCCGUGACGCACAAGAGCCUUCACCUCACCCGACGACAUGACCCGGAACGGAAAUGGCGGUCAUUCCGUGAUCAGCCCCUCAUCUCCAGACACGACGCUCACGUGGCAGUCAUCGAUUUCACCAGUGGCGACAUUCGACAUUCACAGCCGUUCCACCCACACACGCAGUGGGACCAGGGCGGCAAUGUGCCGGCUGCGGAGAUCGUAGUGACAGACCCUUCGUGCGUCCUUGUUCGAGCCGUCCUUGUGUUUGAGGCGUGAGUGUUUCGAGUCCGCGAAUGUGUGCUUGAAGUCUUUGGGCGUGUGUAUUGCUUCUGUGUGUGUGUGCGUGUGUGUGUAUUGCUUCUGUGUGUGUG